This is a messenger RNA of Falco peregrinus (peregrine falcon), 2893 nucleotides long. RefSeq names its product probable G-protein coupled receptor. The record is from RefSeq and is a predicted model, not a curated record. Gene Ontology annotation, molecular function: G protein-coupled receptor activity. Lineage: Eukaryota; Metazoa; Chordata; Aves; Falconiformes; Falconidae. Gene Ontology annotation, biological process: G protein-coupled receptor signaling pathway. Gene Ontology annotation, cellular component: plasma membrane; signaling receptor complex; endosome. Bases 871 to 2100 code for a protein of 409 amino acids. The transcript has 2 exons.
GCUUUGUGAGCCAGCUGCCCGUGUCACCCUAGCAAGUUGUGUGCCUCAUGCCCAUCACCGUGGCAUCAGGGCUGCAGAGGAUGAGCAAGAUGCGUUGCCCUGCCUGGGCACGGAGGAGCUCAUCUAUCUGUCCUGGGGGUGAGUGCCUGCCCUCCCUCUGGUGCCAUGCUUGCUGCCAUGCCUGCUGCCCUGCCCCAGCCUGGUGACCAUGCCAAGUCCCUCUCCACGCCCAUGUGUGCCCCCUGAGCACAAGUCCGGGUCCCCAGGGUACCAGGGAAGGGCAACACCCAGCUGCAUUACCCUGGUUGCCCCAUGGAAGUUCUAGACCAUCUGCGUGCCAGUGGGGGAGGAGAUGCCACAGACCUGCCUGGAGGUCUGUCCCCCACGCCCCAGGGACCUCAGGGCUAAGCUGUCCUUGCAGCAGGACCGGGCCUGGAGCAGUGGGUGGCCAUGCUGGGGGGGCAUAGGGCUCGGGGACCCCAGUCCCCCCUUCCUGAGCCCCCGCCGGCUGCUAGGACCCAGCAGCUGUCCCCGUGGGACCGCACAGCGCAGGCAGCGCCCGGGAGUGACAGCUGGUGCCAUCCGCAGCUGGCAGGCUGCAGGCAAACAGGAUGACGAGCGGGUGACGGGUGACGGGUGCAGGGAAGGGGGAGCGUGGCCUUGCACGGGGGCAGCAGCCCCUGUUCUGCUGCAGGAGCGACGCCGGCAGGAAGGAUCCCCAGCGAGGAGGGGAGCAUCACCCACCUCCCCAGGAGCAAAGGCAAAGAGAAGACAGCAGCCAUGGUUGUGGUGGGGUUUCCCUCUAAGGGACGCAGGAGAAGAGCCCUUGCUGCCCAGGCACUGGAGCUGCUGCCUUAGUCCUUGGUGGGGAUGGCGAGCCGAAUGGGGCUGAACACCACGGACAGCCUAGAGCUGCUCUCCGUCCCCGAGCAGUCCAUUGCCCAGGAGGUGGUGGGCCUCCUCUGCAUGGUCCUGCUCACCCUCACCGCCCUGGUGGCCAACACGGUGGUGAUGGUCGUCAUUCUCAAAACCCCCCUUCUCAGGAAGUUCAUCUUCGUCUGCCACCUCUGUGUGGUCGACCUCCUCUCUGCCAUUUUCCUCAUGCCCUUGGGGAUCAUCUCCAGCUCCUCCUGCUUCAACAGGGUGAUCUACAGCAUUGCCGAGUGCCAGGGCUUGAUAUUCCUGAAUAUCUGUUUCAUCAGUGCCUCCAUCCUCACCAUCUCGAUCAUCAGCGUGGAGCGGUACUACUACAUUGUCCACCCCAUGAGGUAUGAGGUCAAGAUGACCAUCAGGCUGGCGGUGGCCGGAGUGAUCUUCAUUUGGGUCAAGUCUGUUCUCAUCACUGUCUUGGCACUGGUGGGUUGGCCUCAAGGCAACGGGGCCACCAGUGCCAGCCGCUGUACAGUCUACUGGAGCCCUGGGGCUCACAAGAAGAUUUUUAUGAUCAUCUUCAGCAUUGUCUGCUUUGUUCUGCCUACCAUCAUCAUCUUGGCUGUCUACUGCAGUGUCUACCGCGUGGCCCGGAUGGCAUCCCUGCAGCACAUGCCUGCACCAGCACAGGCAGCUGCACCGAGGCACCGAUCUGACUCCAUCGCCAGCCAAGUGACCAUCAUCACCACCAGGAACCUGCCACUGCCCAGGCUGAUGCCAGAGCGCUUUCUGGGAAGCAACAAGGCCAUCCUCACCUUGGUCCUCAUUGUGGGGCAGUUCUUGUGCUGCUGGCUGCCCUUUUUUGCUUUCCACUUGCACUCCUCUGUCACAACUGGCACAGUGGGUGGUGGGCAUGGGGAAAUGGUGGUCACCUGGAUUGCCUACUCCUCCUUUGCCAUCAAUCCCUUCUUCUAUGGGCUGCUGAACCGCCAGAUCCGGGAGGAGCUGGCCCGGCUCCGGCGCAGCUGUCUCAACCGGCCGCUGGGCCAGGAGCUCUGCCUUUCUGUCUCGGAGGCUUCCAUCCAGGAAAACUUCUUGCAGUUCCUUCAGAGAGCGACUUGCACGCUGGAGACCCAUGCCAGCUGCAUCAGCCCCAGCCCCAGGAACAGGCUGGACCAGACCAAGAUGGGCUUCCCCAUCCCAGGUCAAGUUCCUGAAGAAAGCACCUGAGAAGCAAGAGGCCUUGUCCCACCAUGCUGGGAAGGAGGGUGGGCAGGGGACCUGUCAGGGACCCCCAUUGGACCUGCUUGGGCUCAGUCUCUUGGAUUUGGAGGAGUUCUUGUUCAGGUUUUGCCUCUUCUCUGAGCCUAUGGUGGAAGGUAGUUUCUCUGUUCAGGAGAAGGCAGCAGAUCUGGGGAAGCCUCAUCUCCCUUCUAUGGGCUGGGAUUGUCUCUGGCUCCACCAGCUCAGUCCAGUUGCAUGGAUGGGCUCUCCCCAGGACACAGGAUGCUAAGGGGCUCCUACACAGGGCAGAGGAGGGAGCACCUGCAUAUCCAUCGCCUGUUGGGACCACUUGUGGCCAGUGGGGAAAAGUAGAUGUCCAUUGCACCUUACCCAGGAGCAGUGGGUCAGCUAACACCACUAACACCAGUAACACCAGGGCGCGGGGCACCCUGCUGAGAUUAUGUGGAGCCCCCUGUCCUUAGCUCUUUAACCCAAAACUAACCUCUGGCUGGAGAAGCUCCUGUCACCUGUGGUACUUAUCAGGGGGACAAGCACCCAUGGGGCUGGCUCUGGCCACGUCUGGUUUUUGGGCUGGUGCGGCAGCAUGUGGUGCCGUGGCCAUGCCCAGCCGUGUUCUCUGUCCCCCCACAGCUGGUAGGGGCUGCCCCUCCAGGGAGGGAUGCUGGCCGGCCGGGGGUCUGUGCCAGGCUGUUUAUGGACACAGCUGCCCAGCUGAAGCCCAGCCAGUGGUGCCACGUGCCAGCCAAACUGGGCUGCCAGCCAGGGGUGCGCUGGGGUA